AUGGCAAACCAAGUUGCUAAUGCAGCACCAGCAGCUGUAGAUCCAAUGUCUGAUCCAUUUUACCUUCAUGGUUCGGAGCAUCCAGGACUCCAGCUCGUUGCAGAGAAGCUAACACCAACAAACUACAAUGAUUGGAGCAAAGCUGUUCACAAUGCCUUGGGUGCAAAAAACAAGCUUGGCUUUGUGGAUGGCUCCAUUCCAGAUCCAGGUCAAGGAAGUCCCAAUGCCUGGGCCUGGAACAGAAACAACAUAAUGGUUCUUUCUUGGAUCCAACAGGCAGUAGAUCCUGGGAUAAGAAAGACCAUCAUGUCCUGCAAAACAGUAGUUGAAGCAUGGAGAAGUCUCAGAGACAGAUAUGGACAGGGAGACAUGGUGAGGAUUGCAGAGCUGAUCGAAUCCAUCUGCAAUCUCAAGCAAGGUAAUCAAUCUGUUACUGAGUACUAUGGGAACCUCAUAGCUCUAAGAGAUGAGCUAGAUAAUUAUCAGCCACUGGAACCCUGUGCUUGUACCACAACUAGCCACACCACCUGUAGAGCCAUGUUGCUGGUCCAAACAUACAGGGAUACUAACUAUGUGAUUCAGUUUUUGAGAGGCCUGAAUGAUAAUUUUUCUGGAGUAAGGUCACAAGUUCUAUUUGGUGAAGCUUUACCAUCAAUAGAUCGAGUUUUUCAAAGAAUGUUACAGCAUGAGAGACAACAAUAUGGAACUCAACCAGCAAAGAAUCUAGCCACUGAGGGCAUGGCUUUUGCUGCACAAGGAAACAACAAUUAUCAAGGAAGGAGGCCAAGGCCAUUCUGUACCUAA
Linum trigynum is the source of this 804-nucleotide messenger RNA. The record is from the annotation of a GenBank genome assembly. NCBI's taxonomy places the organism in Eukaryota, Viridiplantae, Streptophyta, Magnoliopsida, Malpighiales, Linaceae.